AUGACAGACACAAAAGAUUAUCCCAACCUCGAGGCUGUCAUUUCAACAGACCACAUUGAAAAGACCCAACCAGACAAUCACAAUGGACACGGCCACAUCGAAGGAAACGCCCUGCUCGUUGAUGGAAAGGGCGAAAUUCGAAAGAUUCCGGUUCCGUCCUCUGAUCCCAAUGAUCCUCUCAACUUUCGCCCUUGGGAAAAGUAUGGCAUUGUCUUUUGCUGCUGUUGGUUUUCCAUCAUGGGUCUUUCUGUCGCCAGUGGACUGGGUGCUAUUCUGAAUGUCUUUUUUGAGGCCUAUAUCCCACAAGGCUACAACUCGGAUCAAAUCGUGCUUCUUAUUACAUUACCGACUUUAUUCAUUGGUCUUGGAAACUACAUCAUUCUUCCUUUAUCUCUCGCCUUUGGACGCCGUCCCGUCUUUCUCAUCUCAACAGUUGUUCUCUUCGCAGCCAGCAUCGCAGCGGCUACACAAAACAGUUACAAUGGCCAUCUCGCAGCUCGCAUUAUCCAAGGCAUCGCAACAGGCGCAUCCGAAUCUCUCCUACCCCUCAUGCUCACUGAAGUCACCUUCCUCCACGAGCGAGCUUUCAUUUUUGGUCUAUACUGGAUGCUUCAAAACGCUUUCUCCUCGACCCUCAACCUGGCGUCUUCCUACAUCAACGCCGAUCUCGGCUGGCGCUGGUAUUACUGGGUUUUCACCAUUACUGUGGGCGUUGGGUUGGUCAUCGCUGUCUUGCUGGGUUUCGAGACUCAGUUUACCCGUCCGGCUGCUUCGCUCGAUGGUCAGCUUGUCGUCACGGAUGAGUUUGGUGUUACCAGGGUCAUUCCUGAUUCAGAAGCGCAGGCUUAUCUGGAGGACAUGUCGAGAUCUGGAUUGACGCCUCCUAACGCCGGUAAUCCAGCUGAUAAUGUUGAUCGCAAGACAUACAUGCAGCGUCUUCGACCAUGGUCCAAGCCAGCGUCUCAGCCUGUGCGAGUCAUUCUUCUGAGCUGGAAGUACAUGCUUGCCUCGUUCUCGUCGCCUGGUAUCUUGUAUGCCGUUCUCACAUCUUCUAUCGCUCUUGGCUGUGGUGUGGGCAUGUCUUUGACUUACAACCAAGUCUUGAUGCAGAACUAUCACUGGCAAGCCAAGGAUAUCGGUCUGGUCAACGUCGGCGGAGCCAUUGGAGCGGUUAUAGCCAUGCUGUACUGCACGUUCCUUGCUAACCCGUUCGUCAUGUGGAUGGCCCGCCGAAACAAGGGUAUUCACCAGCCCGAGCAUCACCUCAUCACCAUGGCCCCUCCUGCAAUUGUCGGUGUAGCGAUGCUUCUUCUCUACGGCUUUACUGCUGGUGGAGGAGCGACUUGGUGGGGACCAUAUCUCGGCUGGACCAUCUUCCAGUAUUCCUUCACGGCCGUCCUUAUCAUCUCUACCACCUUUGCCUCUGAGGCUGCUCCCAAGCAUCCUGGCCCAGCCAUUGUCACUGUGGUUGGUACAAAGAAUGUCAUCUCCUUUGGAGUUACGUAUGGCUUGACCCCAAUGAUUGAACAGCAUGGUUACAAGUGGGCUUUUGGUGUUUUGGCUGGUAUUUUUGGUGCUAUCUUUUUGUUGGGUAUUCCUGUUUGUAUCUGGAACCCCAAGUGGCGAGCCUAUGUUGCUGAGAGGGAGGCACGAAAGGGUACUACUACCACUGACUAG
Messenger RNA from Fusarium venenatum, 1677 nucleotides. RefSeq names its product major facilitator superfamily domain-containing protein. Gene Ontology annotation, cellular component: plasma membrane. Lineage: Eukaryota; Fungi; Ascomycota; Sordariomycetes; Hypocreales; Nectriaceae. The record is from RefSeq and is a predicted model, not a curated record. Gene Ontology annotation, molecular function: transmembrane transporter activity. Gene Ontology annotation, biological process: transmembrane transport.